This is a messenger RNA of Candoia aspera, 2845 nucleotides long. RefSeq names its product prolyl 4-hydroxylase, transmembrane (gene P4HTM). Gene Ontology annotation, biological process: peptidyl-proline hydroxylation to 4-hydroxy-L-proline. Gene Ontology annotation, molecular function: iron ion binding; calcium ion binding; L-ascorbic acid binding. The record is from RefSeq and is a predicted model, not a curated record. Gene Ontology annotation, cellular component: endoplasmic reticulum. NCBI's taxonomy places the organism in Eukaryota, Metazoa, Chordata, Lepidosauria, Squamata, Candoiidae.
GCGGCGGCAGGGGCAGCGAUGGCCGCGGCGACGGCCGAGCAGGAUGACGGACCGCCCCUGCCAGGGCCCCCCAUGGGGCGACGGGCCGUCUGCUCCCGACCCUACUUCGUAGUGCUGAUGGUGUUCGCGCAUCUCUACGUGUUCAACGUGCUGGGCUUGCUGCUCUUCGUGCACAUCAGCUCCGACGAUGGGGGGGACCCGGAGCCAAGGAAAGAGUCUCCUAGCCCCGUCCAGGAUGUGCCUACUCUGCCUCGCCUGCAGGGCAUUAAGGUGGGCCGUAAACAGAAGUUGGAACUGGUUCCUAACAAAAUCCAUGUUAUGAAAACUCUCAGCCUGAAACCCCUUCUUUUUGAAAUCCCAGAUUUUCUGAGUGAAGAUGAAUGUAAAUUAAUUAUUCAUUUGGCUCAGCUGAAAGGCCUACAGAAAAGCCAGAUUUUGCCCACAGAAGACUACGAAGAAGCUAUGGAAAUGAUAGAUAUCAGCCAGAUGGAUAUCUUUAAUCUGCUGGAUCACAACCAGGAUGGACAACUGCAACUUAAGGAGGUGCUGACACAUACCCGCUUAGGAAAUGGUAGGUGGAUGACACCUGAGAGCAUCCGGGAGAUGUACGCUGCAGUGAAAGCAGACCCAGAUGGCAACGGUGUUCUGAGUUUGGAAGAGUUUAAACAAUUGAACAUUCGAGACUUCCACAAGUAUAUGGGUAGCCGAAAGGUGAAAAUGAGCGAUCUGGUGCGGAACAGCCAACAUACAUGGCUGUACCAAGGUGAGGGGGCACAUCAAGUCAUGCGCUCCAUACGGCAAAGGGUGAUUCACUUAACCCAACUGCCGCCAGAGAUUGUGGAGCACAGCGAACCUAUGCAGGUAGUCCGCUAUGACCAGGGAGGGCAUUACCAUGCUCAUAUGGAUAGUGGACCUGUGUUCCCUGAAACUGCCUGUAGUCACACCAAACUGAUUGCCAACAAAACUGCUCCAUUUGAGACGUCUUGCCGGUAAGCCUAGAAAGUGAAGACAAAAUGAUCUCCUGGCUGUCUUGCAACAGUGAUUGCCUAUUGUUUCUAGGAUAGCAAGCAUUGUUCUGUUUCUUACAGCUAUGUGACAAUACUAUUCUACCUAAAUAACGUGACAGGAGGAGGUGAAACUACUUUUCCUAUUGCAGAUAACAGGACUUACGAAGAGUUGUCUCUAAUCCAGAAUGAUGUUGACCUACGUGAUACUCGAAAGCAUUGCGAUAAGGGAAAUCUACGUGUAAAACCUCUGCAAGGCACUGCUGUUUUCUGGUAUAAUUACCUGUCGGAUGGGGAAGGCUGGGUUGGCGAUGUUGAUGAAUAUUCCUUACAUGGAGGCUGUUUGGUCACCAAAGGAACCAAGUGGAUUGCCAACAACUGGAUCAAUGUUGAUCCCAAUAAGAGGCGACAGAUCCAAUUCCAGGAGGAAAUGGCUCGAUACAUCAACAGUGAAAAUGAGGACCAAAGUGAGUGGACAGUGGACAGAUCCUACAGCAGUGUACAUGUAGAGCUGUAACAUUCGGACAUGCCUCUUGGUUGACUUGGAAGCAACUUUUUUGCACUAGCCAUUUUCAGCUCUUAUAUUCUCCCACAUUUCCCAAUCUUCAUGUUUCUUCAGAGAAUGUAGGGUUGCAUAUCUAGGUAGAUUGGUGAACACAGAAGCAGGGCACUUCAUGUAGUCCGAGGGAAAAUGGAUCAUUUGGAGAGAAGGGGCAGUGGCUGAGUGCAUAUUUUGAUUGAAUGGCUGGCUUUGCUUAAGGAGAUUGUGAGUCUCCGAGAAUCUUCCCUGUGAUAUAUGCAAUCAACCUUAAUCAAGGUUCCCUAUCAUCCUGACUUGUUCUACUGAAUGCAUUUUUCUUUUGGCUGGCUUUGUUACUAUAAUCUUGUAACCUGCCCUUCUCUUCUCCUGUCCCAGUAUCUCAGUCUUUCCAGGCAACUGAUAUUGCUUAUGUGAGGGCAGUAAAGCCCUCAUCAACAAAAUGAUUUCUGCGUAUUCUAGGUUGCUCUGUAUAGAGUGAAAUUGUCACUCUUAGUCUGUGUGGGAACAGAUCACUGUGUAGUAUAGAGGCUAAGAUGUUGGAUGAAGACUAUGGAGACUCAACUUCAGGUUCCCUCUCAGCCUUGGAAAAUCAUUGGGUAACUUUGGGUCAGUUUGUCUCAGCCCAACCUACCUCUACGAGUGGCUGUUUUGGGGAUAAAAUGAAAAGUGAUCUGGCUUGGGCUUCUGAGAAAAUGUGGGGUAUAAUUCUAAGAAGUGCAAUUUGACAGUGCAGUGCUGUGUAUAUUCAGAAUAGAUUUACUUCUGAAAGCUGACUCCCAAGUAAAGGUGUAUAAGAUUUCAGGCUUAAAUCCAUAGUUAUGCAAAAGGGUCUUGUGCAUGUUUAUAUUUAGGAACAUGCAGGGACUAAAGGUACUAGAGGCCUUCUGUGUAUGCUGAUCAUGGAAAUUUUUCUCAGGGUUGGACAUAGUUCUGAAUUAUUGAUUCAGAAAUAUGUAUACUGCUAAUUAUCAGGGAAGUAAUGGAACAGUUAAUAUGUGCAAUUGGAAUGUGUGUUGUAUAUGUUGCGAUUGUUAUUUCUGUCAUUUCAUUCAUGUGUUUUAAUGUGAGAAAUUCUUACCUACGAGAAACCUUUUGUUCUGUUUAGUUUUUUAUUUGGGCCAGUGGCAUACUUAGUAAUGUUCCUCCUGGAAGAUAAAUAUAUAUUGUCAGGCCCAGCCCAAGGACAACGACGAGUCAGUGCAUUCAAAACUCCAGUUCUUUAUUUGCUCUCACUGUACAGACAGAAUCUUGCCAGACUAAAGCUACUCUCACUGACCUAAGGGGAAAUAACCUGGGAGAC